Lepisosteus oculatus (spotted gar) is the source of this 4182-nucleotide messenger RNA. RefSeq names its product KIAA1328 ortholog. NCBI's taxonomy places the organism in Eukaryota, Metazoa, Chordata, Actinopteri, Semionotiformes, Lepisosteidae. The record is from RefSeq and is a predicted model, not a curated record.
GCUGGUGGGGAGUCAUCUGUACCUGGAAUUUAUUGGACUAAAGACACAUCUGACGAAGAUCAGCCCAUUGUGUUUGUCCCAGGAAUGAAGGAGAAAAAGAAGAGCAGGAUUGUAGAGCACAGGUGUGGGUAAGGAGAACUCAAGACAGAGCAUGUGGAAAGGUGGCAGGUGAGAGAGUUCAAUGCAAAUCCGAGAUUUUCCAUUCGGGGCCUUCUCUUGCUACACCCCAAAGCUCUGGAAUUCAACUCCUCUCACAGUCCAGGAGUCAGGCUCCUGGAGUUCAUGACUGAGCCCUGGGUUUGAUAGGGACAUCCUUAAUGACGCGGUGAUACAGUGUCUUGCGGAACAGAGCCAUCUGCAGUCUUCUUUUAAGUCUUGUCAAGACAUUUUGAAACUAAAACCGACAGUCAGACGGCGAGCUUCAACUUGCUCGUGCCUCUUCACGGUUUUCUUGAGCUAAGAAAAGAGACAAAAGCUGUGAUAUACAUAACCAUGAAAUAACUGGAAGUGUAAAAUAAGUAGUAAUGUGUACAAAGCUUAGUCUCUUUCACAGCAUUCAGCACAGGGACCCCAGAUCCUAUGGAACUGCUCCAGAGUGCCUGUCUUCUGUUUGUUGUUGUUCCAGUAUGUACUUGGAGAACCGUUUUUUCUGAAGUCCUUGAGUUUUUGAAAAGAAUUCCCCGUAUGUCUUUGUGAGAACACAGGGUAUAGAAGUCGACGUUCGUGUGAACAGCUGAUAUUCUGCCGUCUCUCGCUCUUAGCUGCACCAGGUUACCCUUAUCCUUCAAAUCGUAGAGUUUUGAAAACACCCUGUUGAAAAUAUAGGCAAGGUGACAAACAGGGAAUUCCUGAGGGGAAACUCGCACUCUGGCUUUUGUUGCCUCCUAGGGAUUCAGGGAUUUGACAUCAUCACGUGCAUGCUGCCACAGCUCCUACCUCAAAUCCGUUUAGAAUAUCCUAAGAGAAUCUGACCAGUAGUUCUCAACCACAGCUAGUACAGCUCAGCUACCCUGCGGCGAGAUCGCUCUCCGGCGGGUCAAGAUGUGCGUCUGUGCUCCUCGUCCCCGCAGGCCUGACGAGCCAAGCGAACAUGCGAAUGGGGGUGAAGCCGAAAGCGGGUAGCAGUGAGGAGAGGCUGGGGAAGCGGCAAGCGGCUUCCAGGCAAUCUCAGGAUACCCCUCAAUCCCAGAAGCCACUGGAUCGUCCCCUGGCCGCUGGCACGGUCCAGAUGCAGACUUUAUGGGGGUUGACUCCAAGCCUGGCUGGACAACAGGGGGCGUGUGAUGCAGCGGAGGGCAGGAGCGCCUCCCUCAAAGACCUUUGCCCUGAGGACAAACGGCGCAUUGCCAACCUCAUCCAGGAGCUGGCCAGGGUGAGCGAGGAGAAGGAUGAGACCGUGGAGAGACUGAGAGUGGAGCAGCAGACCUUUGAGAAGAAGAUCCAGCAGCUGGAGGGGCAGAACCAACUCAUCAUUCAGGAAAGAGAGAGCCUGCAGCAGCAGUACAGGGAAUGUCAGGAGCUUCUUGCCCUCUAUCAGCAGUACCUUUCUCAGCAGCAGGAGAAACUCCACCGCUCCCUCUCCCAGCUCAGCCACUCACAGUCCCACCAGCAGGCCAGCUGCCCCGUGUCCUUGCCACGGCCCUCUCCACAGCCCCCCUGUGAUGAGCGCCGCACUCCUCCUGCUCCCGGUGUGGCUCUGGAUGGGUCCUAUCUUGGUUUGCGUCCUCCAGGGUGGGGGGCAGCUUGCAGGGGAGCGGAGGGGGCGAGUACCCUGGGGGCCUCCUCUGUCGCAGACCAGCACCGGUCAAGCACUAGUGGGAGGCAAGGCGAUGCCCUUUACCUUCCAUUUUCAUCGCGGGGCCAGGAAGGGGGUGGACCAGCGGAGGAGCCCCCGGGACAGGCUUGGGGGCCGCAGACGGGGGGCAGCGUGCCUCGGCCGGGACGGCCCGCUCAGGAUCAGAACUGCACCGAUGGCGCCCCCAGAGGCUCGGGGUCGGCCGAGCCCCGCCUGGGGCCCUGCUCUCACCGCUGCAGGGUGGAGAAGGAAGAGGGGGGCCAGGAGAGAGCUCUGGACCGCCGCGCUACGGGCCCCGGCGAGAGCCCUUGGGACAGGAGGCGGCAGAAGCUGCUGCUGCAGAAGAUGGAGCUGGAGGUGGAGAGGGAGAAGCUGCAGAUACUCCUCGCCCAGCAGGAGGAGAAGCUGCUCGGCCAGCACAGACAGCUCCAGCAGUCCCGCCUGGACUACAGGAGGUUUCAGGAUGCUGCAGUGGCUGAGCUGGAGGACACCAUCAGUGGGGCCUUACUGACUCAGACAGGGGAACAGGGUUGUGCAACAGACACCUCCUCCACUGAGAGACCCAGGCAGACUCCACCUGAGGCUGUGCUCCUCCCCGGCGCCCUGCUGGCUGAGCAGCAGGGAAGAGCUCCCCCUGCUGUUGAGAAGGUGAAUGGAGCGGGUGGAACGCAGGCUGGGCGGAGCAGGUCGUGGGAGGAGCAGCCUGCAGCCCCAGCGAAGGACGGUCUGGGCCGCUCUAGAGGGGCCCCAGCUCUGUCUAGGAGGGAUGCUUCUACGUCUCCAGGCCUGGACCACAGGAAGACAGCCCCUAUGCCCACUGCCCUCUUCCCUGCGCAACCAAUCCCCUGGACCGAACAAACCACGUCUGGCCGCCGCACAAACAGAGAGGUACAGAGCAUUGACUCAUCUCUUAUUGAGCUCCUGGGGGCUCUGAGUCCGGUUUCCAAACCUGGUCAGCUCAGACAUUCUGUCCAACGGAGACCGCACGCCACCCCGCAAGUGCGCCCAUACCUCCUCAGCCCCAGACCUCCACUCUCUCCAUGGGACCUCUCUCCUGCACCAGUGGCCCAUGAUGAGGAGCUGCAGGAGAGCCAGAUUCUGGAGGAGAUCUUCUUCAUCUGCUGACCUGAUGACCAUAAGUCGGCAGCACCCAGAGACAGUCCCUUCUGCUCGUGUGGAACGAUCCAGACACCACAACCAUGAUGCUUUCAAGGUCUCGCAAGUUCCCUAAGGAAACAACCUGCUAACGGACAUCACUGAAGUCAUAGAUGGAUCAUAGUUUGUUCCCCGAAAUAAAAAUUCCCUGCAGCUGGACUUUUGACUGCUAUUACCGGUGAACACUGCAGAGUCGGUCUUUACUGCAUGCAACAAACCAUAUACUACAGGAACUACUCCAUUGACGAGUACUCUGGAGCUAUUGCUGUUCAGAGUACCUCCCCUGGAUGACAACUUCUUUCUGAGCAGUUUGCAGAAAAUUCCUUUAUAUAUCGACAUACAGUAAAAGACUGAUUCUGUGCAGAGAGCUCUCCUCUCUGAAGACAAGUCUCCCUAGAUAAGGCUGUGCAAGCAGAACUCCAUGAAUAUUUCACUCUUAUUUGAAGAAACGUUUCUCAGUUAUAUCAGUGAUAUUAUAGUUGGUUUCUGUACAAGAUGUGAUGCAUAUAGCACUGUAGAAAAGCUUUACUGCUGUCAUGCCCCAAUGCAUUCAUGUUCACAGUGACUGGAUGCACUAAAUCUGUACAUAUACCUCACCUCCAGAAAACUUUUUGUAGAGAUCUGCAGUGUCAGAAAGAUAGCGCUUCAUCUAAACUUCAUAAUGGCCAUCGCCUGGAAAGGAUUUGAUACAUGUUUCAUCCAGCUGUAAAUAUUUUCUUUUAGUCACCUACUCUAGGCUUUCUAGCGUAGAUCUCUGGAGUAGACCUCUAUCACCUGCAGUGUAAUGCACCAAUAGUGCACCACAUUCUUGUGGAUGUGCGAUAAUAAGUGACUGUCUUGUCUGUGACUGUGCUACAAGGGACGAUAAAGAAUCAGAGCUGUAUCCACUCAUCUGUUCCCAGCUGAAGCUGGUCAAAAUAAUUGUAGCGUCUGAAUGAGUCAUUUUUGUGGUUUAGUUUUGAAUUUUGUUUUAAUUAUCAUUGAAAUUUAAUCUUGCAUCACUCAGUUUUUAUUUAAAAAAAUGAUGUGAUCAAAUCAUUGUUUUUUUUAAACAUGAUUUUUCUGAAGUCAAAUGUUUUUUCAAGUGCAAAUCACCGUCUUAACCUGCAUUUAUAUGUCAAAUAUUUAUUAAGAAAGUUGCUUAUAGCAUAUUUUUUCCCCCAUCAGCAUUAAUACAAAAUACGCUGAAGUCUUUGUACUAUUUGAAAUUUGAAUAAACUGAUCUUUCAAGA